AUGACCGACCCCUCAUCCUCCCUCUUCCGGUCCCCAAUCCUGCCUGUCACCGCCCUUUGCUUGUCAUUAGUCGUACUCACGCAGGUCAUAAGCACCUAUACCGCCGCAUACAUAGCCGCGCCUCACGAGAUCAGCAGCUUUCUCGAUAUCGUCGACUCCUCCAUCCAGGAAAAUGAGAGCUACGACAGCAACGUUGAUAAAGUGCAGAGGUUAGAGGAUAAGUUACGACUGACGCGGUUACUACGAGAAAUCCAGGAGAGCGGAAACGAUUUGCGCCAGGAGUUGAGUCGUCUCCUGAUGGCUGAGGGUUCCACCACGUUGCGUCCCGGCCCCCGGGUAUUUUGGGCACUCCACAAGCCACAUCUAGAGGAUAGGGUACGUCGGCUUGACAUGUUGCGCACCCGCUUUUUGGUUGUGUACAUGGGCAUUGUUGCGUCCUCGGUUGGGGACCGUGUCAAAUACAUCGAGAAGGCAGCGACGCAGAAGGAAGUGGAGAAGGCACAUCAUCACCACCAACCUCAGACGCCUCUCGCCAAGGUGUUGACUGACAGCAUCAGACAAAGACCACAGCUUAGGAAAGUGGCGACGUCAUCAUCACAAGCAACACCAUCAACCCUGUCAGGGCCAGCAUCAGCACCGCCCAGAUCGACGGGAAAUCACCACCCUCGUUUUGAUACCACGCCGCACCGGAUGGGCUGGAUGGGUGUAGUACAAGAAUUGCAACACUCGCCAUUGAUGCAUAGACGACAUGCUUCCGUUGAGAUGUCUAUGCGAUCACCACCAUCACUGUCACCUCUCGGCAGUCCCUUGUCGCUUGCGCCGCUGAUGGAUAAUGAGCGAUUUCACGAGGGGAUAGAAUCCAUCCCAGAGGACAAAAUCUGA
Messenger RNA from Hypoxylon fragiforme, 882 nucleotides. RefSeq lists its product as uncharacterized. The coding region runs from base 1 to 882 and encodes 293 amino acids. The record is from RefSeq and is a predicted model, not a curated record. NCBI's taxonomy places the organism in Eukaryota, Fungi, Ascomycota, Sordariomycetes, Xylariales, Hypoxylaceae. The transcript has a single exon.